Molecule: messenger RNA, 631 nt
Organism: Aphis gossypii (cotton aphid)
Lineage: Eukaryota; Metazoa; Arthropoda; Insecta; Hemiptera; Aphididae
Exons: 1
Coding region: 215-631 (138 amino acids)
Source: RefSeq, a predicted model, not a curated record
GUACGACUAUCACUAUAACGUAAUGCAGAAACAUUAUGGCGACAAAAUCGAGCUCAUGUACACAGAUACAGGUAAAUUAUUAUUAUUAUUAUUACUAUUACUAUUAUCGUUUUAUUAAUAUAUAUAUUUUUUUUCUUUAGAUUCUUUAGUAUAUUAUAUCCAGACUGACGACUUUUACAAUGACCUGGCGAAUAAUUCUAACUUGAUCGACCGAAUGGACACGGCAAAUCUACCCCGAGACCACCCGUGUUACAUUGCUGAGAGAAAGAAGAUACCUGGACUAUUUUCUGAUGAAACCGAUGGACGUAUUAUGAGAGAGUUUAUAGCACUCCGAGCAAAAUCCUAUGCUUUCAUUUUAGAAGACAAGGAGAAAAUUAAGGCAAAAGGCGUCCGAGGGCACGUAGUUAAAAAUCAUAUGACUUUCAAAGAUCAUAUGAAUUGUCUUUUCACCGAUGAUGAUAAUGACAAGUCUAACCUGUGUAGGGAAAAUAUCUCUAUCAGAUCAUUCAACCAUCAGAUUCAAACGAUCAAAUCCAACAAAUUAUGCUUCAACCAACAAGAUGAUAAACGGAUAGCACGAUCCGAUAGAAUACAUACUUACGCCCACGGACAUUUUAAAAAUAACUGUUAA